ACAAUACUCUCUCAAAAUGUGCAAUUUGAAAUUCACAAUGUAAACAAAUUCAUGUUCCUUCAACAAUCCUUUAUAACAUGGGCAUAUCUUCAUGUAGUUUUUGAUGAAGAUGAAUUUGUAGUUUUUGUAUCUUUUUGGAAUUCUGAGGCCGCAAUCCUCAACAACCGUUCGCCAGAAAGGAUGCUUGUCAAGGGCUUUUUUCCAAGAUUUACAAACCAACGAGCAUCUUUGAAAAGUGUAUGGAUCAAAAAUAUGAUUGAAAGCAAAAUAAAUAGAAAAAUUUAUCGAUCAACAAUGAACUGGAAAUCGAAGUUUCUAUCGUUCGAAACAGCUAUGACCUGGAACAAGAUCACGAAUCCUGAUAAACCCAAACUUAAAUUGAACGAAUAUCGUACUGUCAAGAUUGACAACAAGUUGUAUCUCGAGAAAGAAGAGCCAACUUGUCUGAGCUGGCCAUCGAAAUUACAAAGAAAUGCUGCCGUUAAUAUCGUUCUGAGAGACCCAGUUCCCACAAAACUCAAGAGUUACAGAGAAACUUUACCCGACAGCACAACUCAAAGAGCGAUACCAGCAACUUUUAUCAUCGUUUUUAGCAAGAAUCGCACUAGGAUACACAACUACGUUCUCGUUGGAUUUUUAAAGAAAAAGAAACAUGAAUACACUUCACCAAAAAGAUGGUUAUCUCAUGCAUCAUUCGCUGCCUCACAUCAUAUUCAUCUCUGUAAUAGAGACUAUGCUUUUCCCUGUUCAGAUAUUAAGAUGUGGGUAUUCUUUAUCAUUCCUCUGGUCAGAAUCAUGAAUGAAAGG
This is a messenger RNA of Dentiscutata erythropus, 807 nucleotides long. NCBI's taxonomy places the organism in Eukaryota, Fungi, Glomeromycota, Glomeromycetes, Diversisporales, Gigasporaceae. The record is from the annotation of a GenBank genome assembly.